GAUAGGAGAGGGGAGAGAAAGUGGGGGUGCAGUGCAGUCAAAGGACUCAAAGCUGGCAUUUCUCUCUCUUGUGCAUUGUAUUCCUCUACCCCAUUUCUUCCCCCACUCAAUUCAAACCGAGAAAAGCUUACGAAAUACGCGAGGCGAUAGAUUUGGGAGCAGUACUGGAUCCGUAUAUAUAACCUCCUCUCUCCUCCUGCCUUCUUGCCUUGCUCUUCCAGCCUUCCUACAUCCUCCCACUCCCCCUCUCUUCUGCCGAUUGAUGCGAGGGAGGCAAUGGCGGUGUCCUCGCCUUCUUCUGUUCCGGAGAAGAAGAGGAAGUGGCUGCUCAGCAACAGGAAGGUGAUCGACAAGUAUCUGCGGGAGGCGAGGGCGAUUCUUGCGGCGGCGCCAGAGGCCGGCGGCGGGGACGCGGUGGCUGCGCUCGGCCUGGUGGACGCUGCACUGGAGCUGUCACCGCGGAUGGAGGCUGCCCUGGAGCUGCGGGCGCGCGCGCUCCUCGCGCUGCGGCGGUACCGGGAGGUCGCGGAAAUGCUCCGCGAUUACAUCCCCAGCUGCGGCAAGUCCUGCUCCAGCGACGACACCUCGUCGUCAUCGUCUGCGUCCUUGUUGUCCUCCGGCUCCGGUGACCUCGGCACAAUCUCCCGUGCCAAGCUCCUUUCGCCCGACCGCCAUCGUUCCGACGACACCGAACCUGGCACCGGGGCCGUCCGUUCCUUCCGCUGCUUCGAUAUAUCCGAGCUCAAGCGCCGCGUCCUUGCCGGCCUUUCCAAGAACCCCAACACAGACACCCAAUGGAGGUACUUGGUCCUGGGCAAAGCUUGCUUCCACCUCGGCCUCAUAGAGGACGCCAUGGUGCUGCUCCAGACUGGUCGCCGCCUGGCAUCGGCAGCGUUCCGUCGCGAGAGUGUCUGCUGGUCAGACGAUAGCUUCUCAUCGUCGGCCGCCGCCGCAGCGGUUGCCUCCGUGCCGUUGGGGAAAACAUCCAUCUCCGGUUCGGCGUUCAUAAUACCGGCCAUGGAAUCGGAGGGUGUGUCUCAGCUCCUCGCGCACGUGAAGCUCCUGCUCCGCCGCCGCGCGGCUGCCAUGGCCGCGCUCGACGCGGGCCUCCCGGCCGAGGCUGUUCGCCAUUUCUCUAAGAUACUGGAGGCACGUCGUGGCGUGCUGCCGCACCCCUUCGCCGCCGCGUGUCUCGUAGGCCGUGCCGUUGCGUUCCAGGCCGGUGGCCACCCAGCCGCCGCCAUCGCGGACUGCAACCGUGCACUCGCUCUGGACCCUGCCUACAUCCCGGCGCUCCGUGCCCGUGCCGACCUCCUUCAGUCCGUGGGGGCACUCGCCGAUUGUCUCCGUGACCUUGACCACCUGAAACUUCUUUACGACGCCGCGCUCCGGGAUGGCAAGCUUCCGGGGCCCCGGUGGCGACCGCAGGGUGGGGUGCGCUACCGCGAGAUCGCCGGCGCGCACCGCAAACUGACCGCCCGCAUCCAAGGACUCCGCAGCUGCGUCGCCGCCGGCGAUGCGUGCAACAUCGACUACUACUUGCUGCUGGGCGUGCGGCGCGGAUGCACACGCUCUGAGCUGGAACGCGCGCAGUUGCUGCUCUCCCUCAAACUAAAGCCAGACCGUGCCGUGGUGUUUGGCGAACGGCUGGAGCUUGUGGACGAGCACCGCGACCUUGAGGCGGUGCGUGACCAGGCGCGCAUGUCCGCACUGCUGCUAUACCGGAUGCUGCAGAAGGGGUACUCGUUCAUCUUGUCAGCCGUGUUGGACGAGGAGGCUGCCGAGAGGCAGAGGGCGAAGGAAGCCGCGGCGGCAGCAUUGGCGGCCAAGCAAGAAGCUGCACCGGUGGCGGAGAAAUCCAAGGACACGGAGAACGCUCGUCCAAGAAGCCCACCGGGCCAGACGGUGAAACCAAAGGCCAAGGCGGCGACCGUACCAAUAUCCAAAACGCCGGUGACCACCGUGACGUCGACGGCCCCGGUGUACCAGGGGGUGUUCUGCCGCGACAUGGCUGUGGUGGGAACCCUGCUGUCCCGCGGCGGAUUCGACCGCGCCCUCCCGGUGAAGUGCGAGGCGAUGAGCUGCUGAUGAGUGAUGAGUCCCACCAGCACCAGUGAGGACACAACACAUGUGCGACGUGGCGUGCACCGCGACGGGUGGUACGUGAGAUCCAGCGAGGUGGCGGGAAAAAGGAGAUGGGUUUGAAUUGUCUGGUCCAACGCGCUGUUGUACAGUUGGGGAAUUAGUAUGAGAGGAAAAAACCGAAAAUGAGAAGAAAAAAAGGGUGUGAGAAAAAAAUGCUGGGAUGCAGGAUGAGAGGAGGUUGUGGUCAGUGGAUGGGAAAUUUUGGUGGCAUCUUCUUGAAUGUGAGUUGUUACAAUGCCGUUAGUUCUCC
This is a messenger RNA of Phragmites australis (common reed), 2395 nucleotides long. RefSeq lists its product as uncharacterized. The transcript has 3 exons. The coding region runs from base 277 to 2088 and encodes 603 amino acids. The record is from RefSeq and is a predicted model, not a curated record. Gene Ontology annotation, molecular function: protein binding. NCBI's taxonomy places the organism in Eukaryota, Viridiplantae, Streptophyta, Magnoliopsida, Poales, Poaceae.